AUGAGCGCGUGGAUUACAUUCCAACAAACAUUCCGCGUACAACAGCACAACGAGGAAUUGGGCUUGUAUCCGCUCGCGCUCCUGAAGAGUGGGGCUCUUGAAGGACAGGAGAACAAAGCCCGUAACGAUGAGAACAAGAUUUCCGGGCAAUUACCUUUGAAGGAGGCUCUCGUGCAGUCUGCUGAGAAAUGCGUGAACCGAAAGCGUAGAAGAGAUCACCCGUUGAAUGCCUCGCCGACUGCCACGAAUUCCCCGGGCUUUUCUUACCGCAGAGCCUCUAAUCCUACGACCAAUGCUCCGAAGCUUCAACCCACGGGCAAGGCCAACAAGGAAGCGGGCACACGGAAGAAGAAGAGGGCCCGCCUGAUGACUUUUGGUUCUCUGCCCUCUCUGCCCGUCGAGGAAGUUCCACGGGAAGAAUACCAGCUUACGACUGCUGGUGUGCCUGGAGGAGGGCGCAGCGAGGCAGUGGUAGGGAGCCAGGCAGCUAAAGACAAAUAUUGCAGCCCACUCCGCGAUCUUUCCACUCAAGCAGCUUUCGCUUUCGCUCAAAAGGAGUUCCAGCGAGAGUUCCGGUCCCCUCUGAGGAAUGUAACCGCAGCAUCUCCAGAGAAAGCUGCAGGUUCGCAGCGAACCAGGACUAGCACACCUCCACCCUCUCAGCCGCCGGCUGAGUACACCGCCAUCACUCCGUUCAAAGUCUUUAACAAGGGCAAACCUUUCCUCGCUGAAAACCAGUCCCAGCUCGAACCGGCACCAGUGAGCACCCAAGAGCUUUUCAAUACCGCUACACCGCUCGCAUUCAGCACGGUAAAGAAAGAUAAGAGCGCACGGAAGAGAGUCAGCAUGGCAGUUUCGCCCUUGAAGUCCGUCAAUGAUUACGGCACAGGUAUCAAUGCCGGAAAAGACGAGAGUGCCGCUAAAAAGGGCGGCGAGGGUGAAACAACAGUGGCUGAGGUCACCUUUGCCGACCUAUCCACAACACCCCCGACGCCGAACUUCCCGCUAUUUUCCCAACGCGCACCGCCCUCAGCGUUUAAACCGCCAUCCCUCAUUCCAACUCUAUCGUCUGCCCUCAAACCCAGAAAUCCGAGCUUCACGGCGGCUUCUCGCACCACCAGCCAGGCCAAUUCGUCCUUUUCACGACUCGCUCCACCGCCGUCGUCCGCACCGGUGUCGAGCCACCCCGUCCGCCAGGAGUAUCGCCGAGUGCUCUCUCAGGGCCACAGGCACAGCCGCAGCCCGAGCCAGAGCUCCCAACAGCAGCAGCGCUCGUCGCAGCAACUGGCCCAGAGGCAGCCGGCUCUCUUAGAUGAUGUUGAUAUCGAUUCGGCUAUGGAUGCUGCGGAUUCGUUUCUCGAUACGGCGAAUCUUGAUGUAGAUUUGAAGGGGCCCCCGGCAGGCAGUGGCGCGCGAAGGGCUCGAUAG
Molecule: messenger RNA, 1428 nt
Organism: Lasiodiplodia theobromae
Lineage: Eukaryota; Fungi; Ascomycota; Dothideomycetes; Botryosphaeriales; Botryosphaeriaceae
Product: Vacuolar protein sorting-associated protein 11 like
Exons: 2
Coding region: 1-1428 (475 amino acids)
Source: RefSeq, a predicted model, not a curated record